CAGAUUUAUUAGUUCCCGUGAGCAGCAGCAGCUGGAGCAGAGACUGCAGCGGUGGAGGCAGCCAGCAGGCUGAAGCUGGGAGUGGGCAUGGACACCGUCGCCUCCCUCUCGCCCCUGCGCCACCCAUCAGCGUCGUCGGCAUGCAAGCUGAGCACGGCGGCGAGCACUACUAGUCGCCCUGCAGCAGCCAGCAGUCGGCGGCUGCUCAAGCUAAAGCAGAGGAUCAUCAUCAGUACAGCUACAGCCAGUAACUCACCACCAGCCCGGCCAAGAUCAUGGCCUCGUGCUAAUUCUGCGUCUAGUGCGGCGAAGACGACGACGGCAGCAGAGCCGCCGCAGAAGGAGAAGGACCUCGUCUUCGUGGCCGGCGCCACCGGAAGAGUUGGCUCCCGAGCCGUCAGGGAGCUCAUCAAGCUUGGCUUCCGUGUCCGCGCUGCCGUCAGGAACGCGCAGAGGGCGUCGUCCCUGGUGCAGAGCGUCCAGCAGCUGAAACUAGACGUCGACGCAGCUGCUGCAAUUUCGCGUGAGAUGCUUGAGAUUGUGGAGUGUGACCUGGAGAAGCAGCCGCAGGAAGGCAUCGUGAAGGCCAUAGGCAAUGCUUCAUUGGUGGUGUGCUCCAUUGGUGCCAGCGAGAAGGAGAUCUUGGAUGUGACGGGGCCAUACCGCAUCGACUAUUUGGCCGCCAGCAACCUUGUACAAGCGGCCACUGCUGCCAAGGUCGAGCACUUCAUCCUGGUCACGUCCCUGGGCACCAACAAGAUCGGCUUCCCUGCGUUCCUCUUGAACUUGUUCUGGGGGGUUCUGUGCUGGAAGAGACGAGCUGAAGAAGCACUCAUCAGCAGUGGCAUCCCCUACACGAUCGUAAGGCCCGGAGGAAUGGAGAGGCCAACGGACGCUUUCAAGGAGACGCACAACCUGGUGGUGGCAGCCGAGGACACCUACGUGGGUGGCCUCGUCUCCAACCUCCAGGUCGCCGAGCUGAUCGGAUGCAUGGCCAAGAACAGGAGGGCAGCCUACUGCAAGGUGGUGGAAGUGGUCGCCGAGACAACCGCGCCGCUGCUGCCCAUGGAGCAGCUGCUCUCCGCCGUCCCUUCCAAGAGGGAACCCCCAGCUGAGGAGGAAACAGAGGAGGUGAAGAAGCCAGCAGCGGCGACAGCAGGAGCAGGGCGACCACUCUCACCGUACACGGCGUACGAGGGGCUGAAGCCACCUUCCUCCCCACCCCCCACACCGAGCAGCAGCCGGAGCAACGAUUCUCUUCCAAACAAGAAGCCCCAGCAAGCGGAAGAAGUAGAGGCGGCAGCGUCCUCACGGACCUCAAGCCGGCCCCUCUCUCCAUACACUGCAUUCGUGGACUUGAAGCCGCCGCCUCCUCCUCCUCCUCCUCCUCCUUCUUCUUCUUCUUCAGUUACAUAUGGAGGCACUAAUUCUUCAUCGGGCAUUGGCAGCAGCAAUCCAUCGGAUCAACCGCAGGGGGAGAAUGAGGUGAAGCAACAGCGGCCACUUUCACCCUACACAAGGUACGCAGAGCUGAAGCCUCCAAGCUCGCCAACCCCAUCUGCGCCCAAGACAUAGAGAUAAUUAAUUUUACAGUUCACAACCGCCAGUUCUGCCCCCGUCUCUUUAAGUAGCUACUGCAGGUAGAAUCAUUCAUGGUUUCAGUUACAGCUACAUUUUUUUGAGCAAAGUUAACAGCUACAUACGGUUUUGUCUCACUUGGGCUCAAGAGAAAGAAGCAUCUUCAAAUUUGUUUCAA
Messenger RNA from Panicum hallii, 1756 nucleotides. RefSeq names its product protein TIC 62, chloroplastic. The record is from RefSeq and is a predicted model, not a curated record. Bases 88 to 1575 code for a protein of 495 amino acids. The transcript has 8 exons. Lineage: Eukaryota; Viridiplantae; Streptophyta; Magnoliopsida; Poales; Poaceae.